Molecule: messenger RNA, 6244 nt
Organism: Labeo rohita (rohu)
Lineage: Eukaryota; Metazoa; Chordata; Actinopteri; Cypriniformes; Cyprinidae
Gene: f5
Product: coagulation factor V
Exons: 25
Coding region: 68-6145 (2025 amino acids)
Molecular function (GO): oxidoreductase activity; copper ion binding
Source: RefSeq, a predicted model, not a curated record
CUCUGAAAGCUCAGUAUUCCCUGCACUCCAGAACAGACCGUUUCUACCUGGAGUUUCAUUGUCAGACAUGAAACUCCACUCCUGGCCAGUGGCCCCAUACGGUUUGGCCCUUCUGGCAUUCCUGUGUAAUUAUACUACAGCUGUGGAGAGACGCUAUUACAUUGCAGCUGUUAAUAUUAACUGGGAUUACACAUCUGCCGGACAGCAAAGGACUGGACCAUCAUAUAAAAAAGUAGUAUACAGGGAGUACAAUGAAGGAUUUACACAGGCUAAACCACAUCCUUUAUCCUCAGGGUUACUUGGGCCGACAUUGCGAGGACAAGAGGGUGACACAAUCAUUGUCACGUUUAAGAACAUGGCAGAUCAUCCCUGCAGCAUCCACCCACACGGCAUCGCUUACGGGAAGCAGUCAGAGGGAUCUUUAUACUUUGACAACACGUCACUCUAUGAGAAAGAGGAUGAUGUCAUUUUGCCCGGUCAAGAGCACACAUACCAAUGGGACGUGACGCCUGAGGUGACCCCUAUGGCUGCGGACCCCCCAUGCAUCACCUACACAUACCUUUCUCACUUUGACAUAGUCAAGGACUACAAUACAGGCUUAAUAGGCACAAUGCUGAUCUGCAAGAAAGACACCCUAGACAGCUCUGGAAAUCAGAUUCAUUUCCAUCAGGAGGCUGUGCUGUUGUUUGGAGUGUUUGAUGAGAACAAGAGCUGGUACAGCACCGGGGGCCCUGAACGGGCACACAAUGUGAAAUACACUAUAAAUGGCUAUACAAAUGGCUCUGUACCAGAUCUGGACAUCUGUGCCCACUCCAAAGUCAGCUGGCACCUGCUGGGAAUGAGCUCUGAGCCAGAGCUCUUCUCUGUACACUUCAACGGGCAAGUCUUACUGCAUGAUGGGCACAAGACCUCCUCUGUUGGGAUCAUUAGUGGAACUGCCACAAGUGCCAGUAUGACUGGUGUCCACCCCGGCCGUUGGCUUAUUUCCUCUCAUAUUAGCAGGCACUUGGAAGCUGGUUUGCAUGGGUACCUAAAUAUCAAGACGUGUGAUAAGUACACAGCACCAAAAAGACGGCUUACCAUCCAGCAGAAGCAAGAAAGCCAAGAGUGGACUUACUACAUAGCAGCAGAAGAGGUCAUCUGGGAUUAUGCUCCAAAUAUGCUGGAAAACAUGGAUGGGGAUUUCCGAUCAAAAUAUUUAAAGCAGGGGCCUCAGCGAAUAGGUAAAAAAUACAAAAAAGCAGUAUUUACCCUGUAUAAAGAUGGCACGUUUAAAGAGAGAGCGGAAGACAAGCAAAGAAAGAAAGAGCUUGGUAUUCUCGGGCCAGUGAUAAGAGCUCAAAUCAGAGAUGUCAUAAAGAUUGUCUUUAAAAACAAAGCAUCACGUCCGUACAGUAUCUAUCCUCAUGGACUGACCAUUGAUAAAGCAGCAGAAGGAGCCAGUUAUCCUGCGGGAGGGAAUCAGACACAUGGGAUUCAACCAGGAGAGACUUACACAUAUACAUGGAGUGUUUCUGAGGAAGAUGUACCAACGGACAGUGACCCCAGAUGUCUGACCAGGAUGUAUCACAGUGCAGUGGACACUCCUCGAGACAUUGCUUCUGGUCUUGUGGGUCCUCUUCUCAUCUGUAAGAGCCAGUCCCUCAACAAAAAGAAUGCCCAGCUGAAAGCAGACAAAGAACAGCAUGCCAUGUUUACCGUGUUUGAUGAAAACAAAAGCUGGUACCAUGAUGAGAACAUUAACACAUACUGCAGUGACCCCAGAAGAGUUAAAAGAGACGAUCCAGAGUUUUACAAAUCAAACGUAAUGCACACAAUCAACGGCUAUGUAUAUGAAAGUGGCCAUGCAUUGGGAUUUUGUAAUGGUGAAAUUGUGACCUGGCACGUAUCAAAUGUUGGCGAACAAGAUUACAUCCAGACUGCCACUUUUUAUGGCCAUACAUUUGAGCUCAAAAACAGAGAAGAGGAUAUGCUCAAUCUGUUUCCCAUGACUGGUGAAACUAUCACUAUGAACAUGCUUAAUAUAGGCAUUUGGCUUUUAGCAUCACUGAACUCUCACGAUUCCACUAAAGGAAUGAGGGUGAAAUUCAAGGACCUUGAAUGCUUCAGAGAUUACGUAAUGGAAUAUGAUUAUGAACCAGAAAAAUUCACUGUAUGGAAACCUGCGUCCAUCAAUGACAUUAAAAAAGAGGAACCUAAAAUACUAACCCCUGCCGUGAUUGACGAGGACACUGAAAACUAUGCAGACUUCUUAAACUUGAGGUCGCUCAAACACUUUUCAGACGAUGUUGAGCAAAUUGACCUUUCGAUACUAGAUUUUGAUGAUGGUAUAUUCCCGGCUGUUGAGACAAAAAGUCCAGCCCCAAGCGACGAGUUCAAAUCACACAAUGCUACACUCAAAUCUUUCAAUCAGAUUAAUUCAACUGAAGAGGCUGGUUUGGACAAUAGACAAUCUUCAAAUAAAAUCUCGAAUGAAAGCACAGAAGAGGCAAGCAUUUCUGAUUCCAAACCAGAGGUCAUGCUAAACAAUGAAACGGACAGUAUUAUCUCACAUUUUCCAGUUGUAGAAAGAAAAGUCCGCAGUGUACCAACAAACCCAAUGAAUGAAACGGAAAGUGUUUCCACAAAUGUCACUCUUGAUAUUGAAAUAAAUACCAACCCAGCAGAACAUGCCAGUUUGUCAUUAGAGACAGACAGCGUCUUUAUGAAUACUUCUCAUGUAGAAAACAUCAGUUCAUCAUUAGAGACAGACAGUGUUUCUGUUAAUACUACUCAUGUUGAAAACAUCAGUUCAUCAUUAGAGACAGAGAGUGUUUCUGUGAAUACUCAUUCUCCAGCAAUUGAAACCAACAUCACUGACACAACGAAUGAAACACACAUUUUCUCCACUAAUACCAGUAUCACUUCAUCUGAUGCUACAGUUGGUGACAGAAACAUCACCAUGGAAGAUGACAGUCCAUUUCUAAAUUCUUCUGAAUCAAACUUCCCGCUAUCAAACCAAACCUCAGUAAACCAAACAAUUAUUCAAGAAGAGGCAAAUGCUAAAAACAGCACUGAAUUAGCGGAUGGCGACCGUGAUAGUUCGGGUCACAUCUUUGUAUACCAAGUGCCUAGUCCUGAUUUUCUCUCCAACAGCUCAGAGACACAAACUGAGGAGGAUUUCGUGCUUCUGGAUGGUGGUAAUCCUUUGGAAAUUUCAACAGAUUAUAAAACUGUAGUAGAAUAUAAUGUCUCACCAAUGGACACACCAGAGAAGAUUGGUGAAUUAACUGAAAACACAACAAGGAUUGAAGAAGUCAACGGCACAAAGGUGAAUUACACCAGUGAGAUGUUUUCGCAGAUAAAUUCUGAAACCGAGAGCGUUUUUAAUCUCAGUUCAUCUUCGCCUUCGGAAAAAAGCACGUUGCAAAGCAAUGAGUCUGAAUCUUUAAAUGCAACAUUGUCUGAUUUCAGUCUCGGCCUGGAAUCUGAAAUGACAGAGAACAGAACAUCAUCCACUAAUGUUACAAUGAAACCGUACAGUAACACCACAUCAGAGGUCUUUUCUUCAGAAAGUAUGGAGAAUGCAUCCUUUUCUCUUGUCCCUUUCAAUGUUUCGUCCACAAAGAACGUCUCAGAAAGCGAAAGCGAAGAGGAAGUAGUCAUCUAUCUGAAAAACAAUCACAGCGAGGCCAUACUCACAUCUCAUCUCGAUCCAAAAGAAGAGCACUGGGGUUAUGAAGGCAAACAUGAACUGGUUCACAGGGAAAACCCAGAGCACAUGAACAAAUACAUCUCAGGCAAGUUUGCAGCCAAUUUAAAUAAGCCAAAGAAAAAAAAAAUAGUUCAUCAGAGGGUAAAGCCAAAAAAGGGAUUUGGCAUGAAAACAAAGAAAAGAAAAGAGUAUAAGCCACAGCAACGUUCAGAGUUUUCUCCGAGGGGUUUUUCUCCAAGAGGUUUUGCACCUUCUGGGUUAACCCCAAGAGGAACCAGGCCUGUGUCUAGCGAGGAUGAGCUGAUGGAGAAAUCCAUCAUCAUAGGAGUGCCAAGACAUGAUUUCAACGAUUAUGAGUUAUAUGUUCCAAAACAUGAGCAGGAUGCAGAUUUUGAUAGCAUUAUUAAUCACCAAGAAGAAUAUGAAUAUGUAGAGUACAAAGACCCUUAUAGCAAAGCAGCAGAUGUUCAAAGCCCAGUGCUUGAUGUAACAUCCCAGCAUUUCUUAAAAAUGGCUGGAGACAAGGAUACCAGAACUUAUUUCAUCUCAGUUGAGGAGGAAGAAUGGGAUUAUGCUGGUUACGGGCAGAGGAGGAUUGAUAAAUCUUCCCAUAGCGAGAGGCCCACAGCUUUCAAAAAAGCAGUGUUCAGAAAGUACCUGGACAACACCUUCAGUAUCCGAGACAUCCGCGGGGAAAUAGAUGAACACCUGGGAAUUCUGGGUCCAGUCAUUAAAGCUGAAGUUGAUCAGACUAUUAUGGUAUUUUUCAGGAACCUCGCUAGCCGUCCAUACUCUUUGCAUGCAAAUGGAGUAAAGUACUUAAAACAAAUGGAAGGCCUGAGUUAUGAUGAUCAGUCACCGUAUUGGUACAAACAGGACGAUGCCGUACAACCCAACAGCACUUUUAUCUACAUGUGGACUGUAAAUUCCAAAUCUGCACCUCAAAAUAAUGAAUCUGACUGUCGAACGUGGACCUACUACUCUGCAGUGAAUCCUGAGAGAGAUAUAAACUCUGGGCUGAUUGGGCCGCUUCUGGUGUGCAGGAAGGGUAUACUGGAUAAAAAGCCUAUGGACAGAAGAGAGUUUGUCCUGCUUUUUAUGACGUUUGAUGAGAAUAAGAGCUGGUACUACGAGGAGAAUCGGCAGAGGAUUGAAAAGAAAAACAGAAGAGCAGUCAUGGAUCCAAAUUUUCAAAACAAUUUAAAAUUUGAUGCUAUCAACGGUAUUAUCUACAGUCUCAAGGGACUACGGAUGUACACAAAUCAGCUAGCGAAGUGGCAUCUGAUCAACAUGGGCUCUCCUAAAGACCUCCACAGUGUCCAUUUCCAUGGUCAAACGUUCAUAAACAAGGAAUUAAAGGACCACCGUCAGGGUGUUUACCCACUUUUACCUGGUGGAUUUGCCACACUGGAAAUGUUGCCUUCAAAGCCUGGUCUCUGGCAGCUGGAGUCUGAAGUUGGACUCUCACAGCAGAGGGGAAUGCAGACGUUAUUCCUUGUGUUAGACAACGUCUGUGAUCAUGCUCUUGGUCUCGUCUCUGGAACUGUGAAAAAUGGACACAUAACAGCAUCUGACUCUAGAGGACAAUGGCAUCCUUAUUUGGCCAGACUCCACAAUACUGGGAAAUACAAUGCAUGGAGUACAACAAAGACAGGACAGUACCUUCAGGUGGACUUCCAAAGGCCGGUAGUGAUUAGUAAAGUUGCCACACAGGGAGCCAAGCAAUUCUUAAAACAUAAUUUUGUGCUGAACUACACCAUUUCCUACAGCACUGACAAAAAGAAGUGGACCUUCUACAAGGGAGACAGUGACACUGUCAGAAAGACUUUUGACGGAAACAGUGAAGCUUAUGACACAAAGGAGAACAUAUUUUUCCCACCUCUGAUUGGUCGAUACGUGAGGCUGCAUCCUUUACAUUCUUACAACUUCCCAACUGUCCGUUUAGAGUACUAUGGUUGUGAGCUUGACGGUUGCUCUGUGCCAUUGGGAAUGGAAAGUGGGCUGAUUAAAGAUGAUCAAAUCACUGCCAGUUCUGUGGCCUCCAGUUGGUACUCUGGCCAGUGGCAUCCUUGGUAUGCACGAUUAAAUAAACAAGGGACCGUCAAUGCAUGGCAAGCCAAGAACAAUGACAUUCAGCCAUGGAUCCAGGUGGAACUCAAGGAUGUAAAGAAGAUAACUGGGAUUAUAACACAGGGGGCCAAAGCUUUACGUAAUGAGAUGUUUGUAACAGCAUAUUGUCUGGAGUACAGUGAAGAUGGCAAGAGAUGGACAAAGUACACAGAUGAUGAGGAUUAUGAACAAAAGACUUUUCAAGGCAACACAGAUAACAAUGGCCAAGUAAAGAACUACAUCUACCCACCAAUAUUUUCCAGAUUCAUCCGAAUUAUUCCAAAACAAUGGCAGAAGUCCAGCACUAUGAGGAUUGAGCUGCUUGGCUGUGAUUGUGAAUAACCACUAUGCUUUUACUGAUAUGACAACAUAUAUAUUUUUUUAAUCUAUAGCUUGUGUUAUAAUUGAAUAUUUUAAAUAAAUGCUGAAUCUAUUUUUAAA